Molecule: messenger RNA, 2217 nt
Organism: Sinocyclocheilus rhinocerous
Lineage: Eukaryota; Metazoa; Chordata; Actinopteri; Cypriniformes; Cyprinidae
Product: hydroperoxide isomerase ALOXE3
Exons: 14
Coding region: 1-1995 (664 amino acids)
Biological process (GO): lipid oxidation
Molecular function (GO): oxidoreductase activity, acting on single donors with incorporation of molecular oxygen, incorporation of two atoms of oxygen; iron ion binding; protein binding
Source: RefSeq, a predicted model, not a curated record
AUGGACGGCUUUCAUGUGACCAUUCGAACCUCAGCAUCUCCUCCGCUGUCAGGAACAUAUGGCAGGGUUUGGAUCUCUUUGAUUGGUACUCUGUGUGAGAGUCCUCCAGUCAGAGUGGAGCACUUUCUCUUGCCAGGCUCAGCCUAUACAGUUGUCAUCAAGCCUAAAGAGGAAGUUGGCAUAGUGGUUCUGUUAAGACUCCGUCUUGAGGCUCAGCCUGGCUUUCCGGACCUGGAUUGGCACUGUCAUGAUGUGCAGGUGAGACGGAGUUCUGAGGAUCUCGAGGUGGAGGUUUUUCCUUGUCAUAAAUGGAUCCGGACAGCAGAUGGUUACAUCGAGCUUCGGAAUGAGAAAGCAUGUCUGAAAAAGAAGGAAACAUUCGAUAUCCUAAUCAAUCACAGAGAGAGGGAUCUCCAACAUAAACAACAGUUUAUGAGGUGGGGCACAUUUGUUGAAGGUGGUCCUCACUGUGUAGAUAUGACCAGUGUUACAGCUCUAGGACCAAACUUGAGUUACAUCCGUCAACGCCCAGUUAACAAUGUGCACUACAUAAAGAGUUUAAUUGAAAGAAGAACAUCUUGGAGCAGCCUACAGGAACUUGAGACAUUCUUCCUUUUCAAUGGAAGGGAGAACACAAUUGCCAAAUAUGUUCAGGCUCAUUGGCAAGAGGAUGCAUUCUUCGGAUAUCAGUGCCUCAAUGGUUGCAAUCCUCUGUGUAUCAGACAGAUCCAUAACCUGCCACCUAACCUGUCUGUCACUUCAGAGAUGGUCAGACCUUUUUUACCAGAGGACUCAUCACUGGGACAGGAGAUGGAGAGAGGACAUGUGUAUCUUUUGGAUUAUGAAGUACUGGAUCAGCUGCCUGCUAAUACUGUCAAUGACAAACAGACCUACUUGGCUGCUCCUUUAUGCCUGCUGCAUUACAGCCGACAAGGAGAACUAAAGCCCAUUGCCAUACAACUUCAACAGGCUCCUGGUCCACAGAAUCCUGUUUUCUUGCCCUCUGAUGCUGCACCGGAUUGGUUGUUAGCGAAGAUGUGGGUCCGUAAUUCAGAUUUCCAGGUUCAUCAGCUACUUACCCAUUUCUUGCGCACUCAUCUUUUAGGUGAGGUGUGCUGUACCGCCACGCUCAGACAGCUUCCCGAGAUUCAUCCUCUUCACCAGCUCCUGAUGCCUCAUAUCCGGAGCACUCUUCAGAUUAACAUUCAGGCUAGAAUCACUCUUCUGGCCACAAAAGGGGUUUUUGACAAGUCAAUUGCCUGUGGUCUGGAGGCAAUACCACUGCUGCUUGCACGAGGAACACAACGUCUCCGCUACAGCUCAAUGUGUGUGCCAGAUGACGUAAGAGUGCGAGGACUGGAUGCACUACCUAUCUGCUAUUAUGCACAAGAUGCACUCAGGGUCUGGGAUGCUCUACAUAGGUUUGUUGCAGGUUGGAUUCGUUUGUAUUACUGCAAUGAUGAGGACGUCCAGCAUGACUGUGAACUACAGAACUGGAUUGGGGAGAUCUUCACGGAGGGAUUCCUCGGCCUCAGUCACAUAGGAGCUCCACAGUCAUUUCAGACCGCAGGCGAAAUGUGCAAGUUUGUUACCAUGGUGAUCUUUUCCUGCUCAGCUCUUCAUGCAGCUGUGAACUUCUCUCAGCUGGAUUAUAACAUUUGGAUACCGAACAGUCCAGCGGCCAUGUCACGUCCACCUUCUCAGACCAAAGGCUCGGUGUCUGAGGAGGAUAUUUUCUCCUUCCUUCCUGAAGUGAACUCCUCUUGCCACGUCCUUAGUGUCCUGUCUCUACUGUCACAACCUGCCAUUGACUUUGUGCCCUUGUGCCAUUAUAAUGAGUGGUACUUCAGCAGUGGUGCAAUUGUCAAGCUUGUGGAGGAGGUCCGGAGAGAGCUGAAAAUGUUAGCAAAAGACAUCGCAGAUAGGAACAGCCAGCUGGAAUUGCCCUAUCCUUACCUGUCUCCAGACUGCAUUGAGAACAGUGUGACUAUUUGAGUUCAGUGUCGAAUUGAAUCAUUAAUUGUAUCUGUAAGGCCACUUAUUUGCAGAACUACAACUUGGUGUUCAUUUGCCACUAUUUUGUAUACUCAAUAACUUGUAUUACAUUUGAGUCUGCAUUUUAUAGGUAUGCAUCUUAAGUCAGAGUAGAGGUAGGUCUUUUGUCUCAGUUUUAACUAUAAUUACAUUUACAUCUUUAAGCAUUUCAAGUUUGAUAUU